Porites lobata is the source of this 342-nucleotide messenger RNA. NCBI's taxonomy places the organism in Eukaryota, Metazoa, Cnidaria, Anthozoa, Scleractinia, Poritidae. The record is from the annotation of a GenBank genome assembly.
AUGUCUGUAAAUCCUAAUGGCGAUGGUUCUGGAAAGAACACACAUUUAUCUGUAUUUGUAAUCGUUAUGAAAGGAGACUAUGAUGGCAUGCUGUACUGGCCAUUUAAUCAGAAGGUCACUUUUAUACUUGUAGACCAACAGGAUAGCGCAGAAGAACGCGAGAAUAUCGUGAUGCACUUUAAAGCAAACGCUAAACUAGAGAAUUUUUCCAGGCCUACUUCAGAUGAGAAUCCAGGUCGAGGUUACGCAAGGUUUGUGUCGCAUGAAAAACUCAAGAGUAGGCGAUAUAUUGCGGAUGACACUUUGUAUCUUCAAGUGGUUGUGAGUCCACCAACGCCUUGA